UUAUCACUCCCUGUCAUUCAUUAGCUGCCGCGGGCAUUGAAGAGACACGAAGUCAAAAAGACAGGAGGAAACACAAAAGACUUAUCACAUAAUGUGAUUUUCUUAUCCUGGAUUUACUUUGAAAUGUGAUCAGUACCUCAAUACCUGAAAAUUUUGGACUGCUUUGGACUUGUUUAACGUACGCGGAAUGGUUUUUAUUAGAACUCACCUUCGUCAUUAACCUGGUAUGUCGACAAACAGAGAAGAAACUAAAUUGCAAGGCAAAGAACACGAUACGAUUAUGAUGUUACCACGUGAUGGCGUUCUGUACACCAUGGAAAUAAAACUGAUAUAUUUUGUUAUUUUUGGAUUAUUCCUGGGACUUUGUUUGGCGAAUGUAUCCAACUCUGACAAUCCUUCCACAUGCCGUGGAUAUUGUGAAAUAUUUAGUGACAUCUGUAAAAAUGGAGGAACUUGUGUGGAAACCUCUCCGUGCAGUAAUACUGGGAGAUGCAAAUGUCCGCCAAAUUAUGAAGGAGAGCAUUGCCAGAAACUAAUCAACCCAGAAGAGGGCAAAGCAAGUCAGUCAGCAAAGAAAAAACCAAGAAGGAAACAUAGAAACCUUCUACUUCUUUCAUUGUUCAAGAGUUUAGCGUUACCCCGAUCUGAUUCCAAAUUUACCAAUAAUAUCGGGGAUGAUGGCCCAACUAAAACUCAUAAAGAUAAGGUUGGAAUAUCAAAUCAAAAACAAGACACAAAUGCCGUCAAAACAACCACAUCUUCCACUGUCACCACCACAACAAGGCCGACGACGUUAUCAUUACCAUCAACGACAACCACAGCUACCACCACCACUAGUACAUCAACUACCACCACUAUUACAACAGAUGAGACAACAAACACCAAAACAACAACCCCAGACGCUUCUGAAACCCCGGUGACAUCUACAGAAAACAGUGACGAGGUGACGACUAUUGCUGGUGAGACUUUAGCAAGCAGCGCUGACAGUUACAACGUGAUCUCUGAAGAACAAACAACUGAAGCAAAAACAAAAGAAUAUCAAACGACUACAGAACUCACAAAAGAGCAGGAUGUUAUGCAGAAUAUAACUGAGAAUGGCGUCAACGUCGAUAUAAAUAAAAACAAUUCUCCCAUUGCGAUUCUUCCCGUUCAUUCAACAGCUUCUACUAAACAAAAUCUUGAAGAGAGCAGGAAUGCAGAAUCAACCGAUUCUAAAUUCAUCCAACAUGUGACGGGCGAUGCUAGAUUUAAAAUGGACCAAGCCAAUCCAUCUGUGUUGCCUUCGCUGAGCUCGUCAACAGAGAGUAUGCCUACUAAAAAGGAGGGAAAACAAAAUAGUAUUGAAAUUUUACCCUCAAAAUCAGAGCCAUUAAGUACAUUUGACAGCCCGGUCAAAAAAGCAGAAUCACAUACGACUUUAGGAUCUUUGCUCUUUCCGAAGACUAUUGGGCAACCUCCUGUUAAGAGUGUGUCAGUGUUGGAACUUCCUCUCAUUGACAAUAAAAAAGAAAAUACAAACUCUGAGAAGUUAGGUAACUCCUUUGCUGUCGCAAACCAACCUCAGUCAACGGAAAUUACGAAGCAAGAUUUGUCACGAAACAAAGUUACAAAACUGUUUCCGGCAACAGAAUCGCAAAUUUCAACAACAGCUUCACAGUUGAUAAGCAACACUGAACUCAAGCAAGACUCAGAAAAAGUAUCAAGUUCUCCAUUACCUGAAACAAAUAUUGUGGAUAAUGAGGUCAAUUUCCGUGAACUGGUAGGUGGUCAACCCGAAAUAGCAGGAAGAAAAGAUUCUCAAAGUUCUACAGGUGCCCCAGAAACGUCAGACAUUCCAGCUUCAACGCAGCGCUCAAAGUCCAUUAUUAACAAUGUUAUAAAGGUUGUGGAAAAAGCUUUGGAUAAAUCUAAAGUAUCCUUGAUUGAUACGCUACCAUCAGAGAAGGUAGAUAGCGAUUCUAAGAGUAACUCCACGUCUGGUACUGCAGAACCUCCUCAAACAGAAAACAAACUUUACGACAAAAUCACCACGCUUACCAACAGACUAACAAAGGAGUUCGCUAGCAGUCUGAAGAAAAUCAUCAAAUCUGUUUUCACAGAACCGGAAUCAUCGAACACAAUGACCCCGGAUAAGGAUUCAAAUUUCGAUGUCAUUAUUCCUGACAAUGUGAAUGACUUAAAUCAAUUAGACCAACACAUGCACAGAAUUAAACCAGUGAAUAACAAAAAAGACAAACAAAUACCAACCAAUUCUCAUGCUCCAGAGAAAAUCACCGACAACCCCGGGAUAAAGCCUACAGUGGAAGGGGAGAAGUUACUCGACUCCCAGACGACGGUUGGUUACACUACUUCAACUUCAGAUGUUCAGUAGUGAACUAUCGGCUCUGGGCUGAACAAGAAAUCCCAACAACGCGAGUGUCAAGUCCCGGAUAGUGUUGUUAAAUAGUGUCAAUUCAGUCGGUGAAAUAUGCUAUUGCUUUUUUCGUCGCUUGUCAGUUUCACGUAUUGUGCAUUUUGUACAAUUACUGUUGUGCAUUGCACAUCCUGUUUAAUAAAUGCCCAGAUUUAUUUGGUGUUUGCUUGAGGGAUUUAUAAGAACAAUGCUGUUGUAAACAGCGCAUUAUAUUUCUCUUAAGGUUUCGAAAUGGUGACCUUGUUCGAUGGAACGUUACAGUGGACGAAUGCCGAGAAUAGUCGAGUGGAUCGUUGAAAUCAAGUUAUCAUCCAGUAGGACUU
Saccostrea echinata is the source of this 2736-nucleotide messenger RNA. RefSeq lists its product as uncharacterized. The coding region runs from base 227 to 2371 and encodes 714 amino acids. The transcript has 3 exons. The record is from RefSeq and is a predicted model, not a curated record. Lineage: Eukaryota; Metazoa; Mollusca; Bivalvia; Ostreida; Ostreidae.